Hylaeus anthracinus is the source of this 2551-nucleotide messenger RNA. It is a transcript of the gene HBS1, whose product is annotated as protein HBS1. The transcript is spliced from 10 exons. Gene Ontology annotation, molecular function: GTP binding; GTPase activity. Gene Ontology annotation, biological process: translation. The record is from RefSeq and is a predicted model, not a curated record. The coding region runs from base 99 to 2261 and encodes 720 amino acids. Lineage: Eukaryota; Metazoa; Arthropoda; Insecta; Hymenoptera; Colletidae.
GUCAGAAUUCAUCUUAAUCUGUUCUACGUGUAAUAUGGGAGUUUGUAAAUAAUAAGAAGAUUAUUUUUUUCUUGCUACAUUUUGUAUAAUUUUAUGAAAUGUCUCGUCAUCGAGACGUACGGUCUAUGAAUUACUCUGAAGAGUAUGAAGGUUAUGAUGAUGUCUAUGGGCAUUCUGUGGAAGAUGAUUUCUGUGUAUCUCCCAGUGUGGAGCAAUUCUUAUUUGAUCGAAGCAAGCAACAAAAUAUGGCAUCCUUUAUUACGGAGCCAGAUAUAGAAGAAGAUAACGAGGAUGGCAUAGAACCUACAACACCUAACGAAGAAGACAUAAUACUCACAGAAUUAGAAAAGACUAAGCUUAUAUCAUGUAUGGAAUCUAUCAAGAACAUUAUAGGAGAUGCAGUAUCUGACACUGAAAUAAAGAAGAAAAUUAUUCAGUCAAAUUUUAAUGCAGAAGUAGCACUUGAUUUACUUUUAAAAGAUUCUUCCCCAAAAAAUGAAUCACUUGCAAUCAACGAGGAUAAUGCAGAACACUAUCCAGAUGUUGCAUCUACUAAGCCUCAAUCUAGUUCAUUUAUUAUACCUAAAAUAUCAUUUAAAAGACAAAAUAAUAUUGAAGGUAAAAAGUUGUCAUCCAAAUCUCCAUUUCAAGUUACAACACCUUCCAAUGUGAAAAUUAUUCCUGCUGGAAAACGACCUGUUGUAAAGGGUUUCAAUUUAAGUGGAAUAGAGAAUACAGAUCAGUUGAAUUCUCACAUUGAAAGUCCCCGUUCUCAAAGUCCAUUUUCUGGUUAUAACAGUCCAGAAAUAAAAAGAAAAGAACAUAUUGCACCAAAGGAAAAAAAAGUAAUUUCUUCAACUACAAACAGCCCACAAUGUCAGUCCCCAGUCUUAGGGCACGUGACGCCCGACUUAGAUCCUAAAACGAAGCUUAGCGAAGAAAAGGUCGAUGCUUUGAAAAUAUAUAAAAGUAAAAGAGGGGAUAGCAAAGAACAAUUACAUCUUGUAGUGGUUGGACAUGUAGAUGCAGGUAAAAGUACUUUACUAGGACGACUUCUGUGCGACUUAGGACAAGUUCCAUCAAGAUUGAUUCAUAAAUAUCAACAAGAAAGUAAAAAGAUAGGAAAGCAAUCAUUUGCAUAUGCAUGGGUUCUUGACGAGACAGGGGAAGAACGAGAACGUGGGAUAACAAUGGAUAUUGGUCAUUCCAAAUUUGAAACAGAAACAAAAUGUAUUACUUUAUUAGAUGCACCUGGACAUAAGGACUUCAUACCAAACAUGAUUACUGGUGCCACUCAGGCAGAUGUGGCUUUAUUAGUAGUAGAUGCAACAAUAGGAGAAUUUGAAACUGGAUUUGAUAGUGGAGGUCAAACUAGAGAACAUGCACUAUUAUUACGUUCAUUAGGUGUAUCACAGUUAGCAGUGGUAGUAAACAAACUAGAUACGGUGGACUGGUCGAAAGAUAGAUUUAACGAAAUAGUUGACAAAUUGAGUGUAUUUUUGAAGCAAGUUGGAUUUAAAGAUAACGUUACUUUUGUCCCCUGUAGUGGUCUAUCUGGUGAAAAUAUUGUAUCAAAACCUAAAGAGUCUUUAUCUAAUUGGUAUACGGGACCAACAUUAGUCAGUGUUAUUGACAACUUUAAGUGUCCUGAUCGUCCUAUAAAUAAACCAUUCCGGUUUUCAGUUAAUGACAUAUUUAAAGGCACUGGAUCUGGAUUCUGUGUUUUUGGACAUGUAGAAACAGGCAUGGUGUCUUUGGGUGAUAAAGUUUUAGUGUCGCCAAGAUGUGAAAGUGCAGUAAUUAAAGGUCUACAAGUAGAUGAGGUGUCUAUAACAAAUGCAUUUGCUGGGGAUCAUGUUGCUUUAACAUUAUCAGGAAUUGACCAACAGAAUGUUGGAAUUGGAGACAUUAUAUGCAACGUCCAACACCCAGUUCCUAUAACAACAUCUUUCCAAGCACAUGUAGUCAUUUUUGCAGUUAAAAUUCCUGUAGUGAAAGGUCUUCCAGUAAUAAUGCAUCAACAAUCUCUAGUGCAACCUGCCGUGAUUACAAAAUUAGUAGCUCAACUUCACAGAACUACCGGUGAAAUAAUCAAAAAGAAGCCACGCUGUUUACCAAAAAAUUCAAGUGCUAUUGUCGAAAUUACAACGCAAAAUGCAGUCUGUAUGGAGUUAUACAAAGAUAUCAAACAAUUAGGUCGAGUUAUGCUGCGCGUAGAAGGAACAACUAUCGCUGCUGGACUCAUUACGAAAAUCAAAUAAUAAUACAAUAUUUGUAUUUGUUUCGCAUAUUCGGAGUCGUAAUUAUAGAGGAAAUUUUUGUCAUUCAUUUAGAACUAUGUAACUAUUGUAUUUACAUAUUGAUGAAACAAUACAAAAGUUAACAAAUGUAUCAUGUUCUUGUUAAUUUAUAUUAAUGUAUAUGUAACAUACAAGUUUAUUUGCUACAAAGCGCUUAGUUGUUUUCUUAGCAUAUAAUGUGUAACAUAUUUAUAAUGAUUUGUAACAUUUUUAACGUAAAAUUAAUGUUUAAUAAAAUCGUUCUUUGAAAA